Messenger RNA from Drosophila obscura, 5782 nucleotides. RefSeq names its product endoribonuclease Dicer. Lineage: Eukaryota; Metazoa; Arthropoda; Insecta; Diptera; Drosophilidae. The transcript has 8 exons. Gene Ontology annotation, molecular function: ribonuclease III activity; ATP binding; deoxyribonuclease I activity. Gene Ontology annotation, biological process: apoptotic DNA fragmentation; pre-miRNA processing; siRNA processing. The record is from RefSeq and is a predicted model, not a curated record. Gene Ontology annotation, cellular component: nucleus; RISC complex; cytoplasm. Bases 148 to 5325 code for a protein of 1725 amino acids.
UUGUUGAGUUAACUCAAUAACACAGAAUUUGCGUCUACACUGGCACAAACUCGAGUUAUUUACUUAGUUUAGCAGGCGAUUGUGGCGGCACUCACUUGAAUUUUAUAUGAGAAACUUAAGCCGGUUCAAGUAGCACACAGGAGCAUCAUGGCAGAUAAUAGGGAUGGUGGAGAGUCUGAAAUAAAGCCUCGCAGCUAUCAGCUGCGUCUCGUUGAUCAUAUUACCAAGAAUAAUGGUAUAAUCUAUUUGCCGACCGGAUCUGGCAAGACAUACGUGGCCAUCCUGGCCCUCAAGCGAUUCUCCAAAGACAUGGACAAAUCAAUCGAAGAGGGCGGCAAACGUGCUAUUUUUAUGUGCAACACAGUCGAGCUGUCCCGUCAGCAGGCUGUGGCCGUGAAGAAGUUUACAAAUCUCAAAGUUGGAUUCUUUGUGGGGGAGCAGGGCGUCGACGACUGGUCGAGAACAAAAUGGAGCCACGAAAUAAGCGAAAGCCAAGUUCUGGUGGGCACAGCCCAAGUCAUAUUGAAUAUGUUCACCCAGAAGUUCAUGGAGCUGAGCUCUGUUAGUAUUGUGAUUAUAGACGAGUGCCACCAUGGCACUGGCCACCAUCCCUACCAUGAGUUCAUGCAUCUGUUCCUGCUCGCUGACAGGGGCACGCCGAUGCCGCGCGUUGUGGGACUGACGGGUGUCCUCAUUAAAGGCAACGAAUUUAAGGAGGUCUCCCACAAGCUCAGAGAACUGGAGACGACCUACAGAAGCAACAUCAUCACCGUGUCCGACACGGAGGAAUUGAAGAACGUGAUGCUUUACUCCACCAAACCCAAGGAGAGUUUAUUGAUUUAUCCAGUGCAAGGGAGGUCCCUUGAUGUCGUCCAUAUCAUACAUGCACACAUUGAGUACUUUUACGCACUGCUAGACUCAUUGGAAAUUGGCAAACAGCCGACCCGCUUAACCAAGGGGCUCAACAUGCGCGAACCCCAUAAAAAAAGCUCAGUGAAGACUCUGCUGAACGACUUCGAGUACCAGCUGGAGCAGUACGGCAUAUACGUGGCAGCCAUGGCCAUCGUGUCGGUUGCUGUGGCGUUCGAAAUCAAGCUGCAUCAGUCGGAAACCAUUACCCUGAGCCAAAUGUACAAGUCGGCCAUCAACCUGUGCAACGUCAUCCGUCACAUACUAAAUAGGAAGCUCCGCGAUAUGCUCGACGAAGAUUCGCAAUCCGAUGAAGAUGUUCACACUGAGGAAAUCAUGUUGAACUUUUCGACGCCCAAGGUGCAGAGACUUUUGCAUUACGUGAAGCAAACGUUCUCCGGCAAGGAGGCCAAGGAUGUUUGCUGUUUACUCUUUGUGGAGCGCCGAUAUACGAGCAAGUGCAUAUACCAACUGCUGAAGAAGUUUAUUGCCGCCACGCCGGAGCUGCGCGAUGUGCUCGUGCCGCAGUUUAUGGUGGGCCGCAACUCGGUCGCAGCGGAUUUUGAAGGCGUCCUGGAGCGCAAGUGGCAAAAGUCGGCCAUUCACCAAUUUAGGGAUGGCGAAGCCAACCUGAUGGUCUGCUCCAGCGUUCUGGAGGAAGGCAUCGAUGUGAAGGCCUGCAACUACGUAUUGAUCCUGGAUCCGCUGAAGACAUUCAACAUGUACGUGCAGACGAAGGGGCGGGCACGAUCCAAGGACGCACAGUUUGUGGUUUUCUCCUCAGAAAUGGACAAAAUAAAAAUCAGCCAGCAGAUCCUUCAGUAUCGCCAAGCGCAUGCCGACAUCGGAGAGUUUCUGAAGGAUCGCGUACUGGAGCGGGCCGAGCCUCUAAUGCACGAGAUAGCCGAUCACUUUCACGAAGUGAUCCCACCUUUUAAGAACGAACACGGUGCCGUGCUGCUGCCCAGCGGUGCCCUUAUGCUGCUCCACCGCUACUGCCAGAGCAUGCCCACGGAUGCAUUCGGCUUUGUGGAGGCAUGGAUCACAUUGCUCACUGAGCAGCACCGCCAGCAACUCUUUGGUGCUCGGGCCGCACUCAAAGAGGUUGUCUCCAUCGAGCUUCCACUCAGCUCGUCCAUGCGUGAAACAAUUUAUAGCGAUCCCAUGCCCUCCGUGAAGGCGGCCAAAAUAUCGGCAGCAUUCAAGACCUGCAUUAAACUCUACUCGGUGGGGGAGCUCAACGAGCGCUUUCUACCCGUCUCGCUCAAGGAUCGGGUGUCGGCCAUAGCCGACUUUCACUUUGACCACUGGAAGAAAUACAGCGACAAUGUGGUCGAUACGGUCACCAACCAGACGGACACAUCGGACAGAUUUGCUACCUAUAAGACCGCUUGUCCGAAGGAGUUUUACGAUUGCAGGCCACGGAUUGGCGAAGUCUGUUAUGCCUAUGAGAUCAUGUUGGAGCCGCAGUUCGAGCGCAACGACUACACGGAGCACAUGCACGACAAUCUACUGUCGGGCAGGAACUUUGCGCUGCUGCUGAGGAAGAAGCUGCCGCCUCUGUCCAAGAUGCCGCUGUUCUGCAACCAAGGCCCGUUGCAUGUGCGUGUGAACGAGCAGCCGCGAGAGCUGGUUAUUUCGAGUGAGGAACAGCUGGAGCAGCUGCAUCAAUUCCAUGGAAUGCUGUUCCGCGACCUGUUGAAGAUCUGGCGUCCCUGCUUUGCACUGGAUCGUCGCAGCAAAGCUAAUUCAUACUUCUUGGUGCCUCUGGCCGUGGGAUCAGAGUAUCAGAACGUGGUGGACUGGCCGCUGGUCCGUCAGUUCCAGCGUCUGCCCAUCUCGGAGCCUGUCAGCGUAAAGCAGCGCCAGGAGCAGCCAGCGCCGCGUUUAGAAGACUUUGAGGGUAAAAUUGUGACCCAGUGGUACGCAAGUUUCACAACCAAGCGAAUGCUUGUGCACAAGGUGCGCAGAGACCUGACACCUCGCAGCCUAAUGGACAGCAAACAGCAGGAAAUGAGCUAUGGCGAGUUCACUACGUCCAAGUAUGGCAAUCACAUCGGCGGGGUGGUUCACAUGGACCAGGGCCUGAUCGAGGUGCGGGAACUUACGGAGCAGCUGAACUUCUAUGUCCAGCAGCGGGGCAAGACGUCGGCCCAGAGCAAGGCCAGGGCCAAGAUUAUUCUCAUACCGGAGCUCUGCUUCAAUUUCGAUUUCCCCGGCGACCUCUGGAUCAAGGCCCUGUUUCUGCCCAGCAUCCUGAACCGUCUCCACUUCUUGCUGCACGCUGAGGCCUUGCGUCAGCGCUUCAAUGCCUUCCUGGGGCUGCAGCAUCUGCCUCAGAAUGGACUCGACUACAGGCCAAAGCUCUUGGAGAUCGACUGGUCGCUGCGCCGCAAUGUGGAUCCCCACGGCAAUGCCGUACCCAACGAUGAUGUCGAAGAGCCGCGCUCCAUCCUGGAGCCCCUGCCCACCAAAGAAAUUGAAAUCGGCGUGAAGAACCUGCAUAUACGCGAGGUACAAGAGCCUUGGCAGCAGUACCUCGAACCCGUGGACCUAUCCCGGAACAUCAUGUCCGCCUACACCGUGGAGCUCAACUAUUACAACAAUUUUGUCGCCGGCCAAGUGGCGGCUAUCGACAAAAUGGAGCAGGACGACAAGGAGUACUGGCUGGAGACGCAGUUCAAGAUACCCAAGGGGGGCAUCUAUGAGACCAGGAGUCCGGCAAGGCCCGCAGUGGCCCGGCCUGCACUGCUGCCGCCGGCCAACUCGGCGCCCACUCAAAAGUCGCCGAAUGUGUUGCCGAUUCUGCUGAAGAGCGUUUCCGACGAACACAUCACUCCGGCCCAUCAGGGCGAGUUCCUGGCGGCCAUCACCACAGCGGGAAGUGCAGAUGUGUAUGAUAUGGAGCGAUUGGAGCUGUUGGGCGACUCGUUCCUCAAGAUGAGUGGCAGUCUUUACCUGGCAAGCAGGUAUCCCGAAUGGAACGAGGGCACGCUCACGCAGGUCAAGUCGCGACUGGUGUCCAACAAGAAUCUAAUGUACUGCCUCAGGGAGACGGAUAUUCCCAGCCGUAUUAGCUGCAGCCUGUUCGAUCCCCGAAUUUCGUGGCUUCCGCCCAGCAUUGGCCUGCCCGAAAAUGUCUUGGCCUUAUGGACGGAGCAGCCGUGCCUUGCCAAACUGAUUGGUCCCCACAAUCUCUUCGAUCUGAACCUCAGCGACGAGGAGAUUCUGGCCGGUCGUUGCAGCGAGGCCACCUAUCGUCGCUUUGUGCAGAGCUGCCAGGGCAAUCAGCAUGGCCAUCAUGCCGGCCAAGACUUCUCAUCCGACGUGAACUACUGCUUUGGCGAGUCGACCAUUCAGAACAAGGUGGUGGCCGACACCCUGGAGGCCCUGCUGGGGGUCAUUGUGAGGAACUAUGGACUGCAGCAUGGCUUCCGCAUGCUCGAAUACUUCGGCAUUUGCAAACCGGACGUUGAUAAGCCAUUGACACAGCUGCUCGAUCUUCAGUUGAGAAGCGCCAAGAUGCGAGCAAACACGAGCGCUGCCGAUAUUGAUGGCUUCCUCAUCAACCACUCCCAUCUGGAGGAGAAUAUAGGCUACACAUUCCGGGAUCGCGGCUACCUCCUGCAGGCCCUGACACAUCCGUCGUUUCCCACUAACCGCCUGACCGGUUGCUACCAGGAGCUGGAGUUCAUUGGCGAUGCCAUACUCGACUUUCUCAUCUCUGCAUACAUUUUCGAAAACAACAGCAAGCUGCGGCCGGGCCAGCUCACGGAUCUGCGCUCGGCUUUGGUCAAUAACACGACACUGGGCUGCAUCUGCGUGCGGCACAAGCUGCACUUGUUCAUUCUGGCUGAAAACGCGCUCCUUUCGGAGACCAUCAGCAAGUUUGUGAAUUUCCAGGAGAGCCAGGGCCACAGGGUCACGAAUCAUGUACGCUUUCUGCUCGAGGAGCGAGAUGUGCAGCCCGUUAUUCUGGACAUGGACGAUGAAAUGGAGCAAGCGAUGGAAGAUGGAUCGAAAGAUGGUCCACGCAUCGGUGCCUUCAACUUGGCGCAGAACGUAGAUGUGCCCAAGGCUUUAGGCGAUGUCCUGGAGGCCCUCAUUGCGGCCGUCUACUUGGAUUGUCGGGAUCUGCAGACAACCUGGCAGAUGAUCUACAACUUGUUCGAGCCCGAGCUGAAGGAGUUCUCCCGCAACAUACCCAUCAGCCCGAUCCGACAGCUACAGGAGCACAAGCUGGCCAAUCCCGUUUACGGUCCGCCCAUGGUUGACAAGGAUGUUGUGAUGGUGUUCUGCCAGUUCACGUGCAUGGAGAAGACAAUUCGGGUCACUGGUGUCGGCAGCAACAAGAACCAAGCCAAAUUAGCUGCUGCCAAGAGCGCUCUUCAGAAAUUGGCUAAAUAUGAUCCAUAGCCCAUAGAACGGCAUGCCGUGACACCCGUGACCGCGAUCCACGAAAAGGCUAAGCCUGACACCCAUUAUAAAUAUUUCCAGUUGAUUUUCACCUGUCAAUGUUUAAAAUGGGAGUCAUGCCUAGACAUUUUUUGGUCAGUGCAUUUGCAAGUACGAAUUUUAUGAUCAAAAAGGGCAUUGCUCGCACCAUUUCUCGUUUAAGAUUUAAAAUGACGCCAUUUAUACAACUUUUUAUGAAUGUUAACAAAUUAUGAAUUUUUAUAUUUUUAUUUGCGAUUUUAUUUACCGCGUUUCAGUGCACAUUUUAGUUAGAUUUACAAUCGGAUGGGCUACGUCGUCAACGACGUGAAUGCCAUUUUUGUAUUUACAAUAAAAUGCUGAGUGCAUGCAUUCUUCGAUUCAUUCGAUCCGAUUGUCCAUGCCACAGCGGUGGCUUUUGCUCCGGCCGGCCUCUGUA